AUUUCUGUUGUUUGGAGGGGGAAUAAAAAUAUGUGCUGAACCAGGAUGUUCCGUCGGUUUUCUAACAUGGAUGCGUCCACGGGAGGCGAGUUUUGAAGGAGACUUUGCUUUAAGAUGGAAAUCUGUUGGAAGGCAGCGCUGACAGGAUGAAGUGUUCCCGCUGCCUCCUGCCGCUGGUUCGGUCAGGCCGGACUGCUGCCCAGCGCUGUGUCCUGCUGCCGUCCACUAGUCAGCUUAUUGUGCAACACAACGAACAGCAGCAGGUGCUGAGAUAUUUUCAUUGCAGCCCAGCUUCUGCAAAGCGAGGACCUGUACCUGCACAGUUUGUUAAAGAGGACGAGCAGAAGGGGACGAAGUCCUUGGCCACCAAGGAGGACUUGUUUGAGCAGGUGGCCAAAGAGUACAAAACAAAGGACACAUUUAACAAAGUGAUCGAUGUUUUCACCAAGAGGGACAUAAGACGGCGCGGACAUGUAGAGUUCAUCUACGCUGCUUUGAAGAAAAUGUCAGAAUUUGGAGUAGAGAGAGACCUAAAUGUAUACAACAAACUGCUGGAUGUUUUUCCCAAAGAGGUGUUUGUGCCCAGAAAUUUUAUUCAGCGAAUGUUUAACCACUAUCCCAGACAGCAGGAGUGUGGGGUGGAGUUACUGGAGCAGAUGGAGAACUACGGUAUAAUGCCCAACACUGAGACCAAGGUCCUGCUGGUCCAGAUCUUUGGAGAGAAGAGCCACCCUAUGAGAAAGUACCAACGUAUCAUGUACUGGUUUCCAAAGUUCAAGCACAUAAACCCCUUCCCUAUUCCUCAGCCCCUGCCUGAAGACCCAGUGGACUUGGCACACUUGAGCCUGACUCGCAUUGCCAACGACCUGGAUGCUAGGGUUACCAUCUACCAGCUGCCCUGCACAGACUUUACUGAAGGUGGGGAAGAAAUCAAACUUCCACAUAUAGUAGGUAUCCAGAGCCCCAGCCAGAUGGAGCAGCUGGCCAAGCAUAACCCAAAAAAGCCGGUUUUUGUGGAGGGGCCCUUCCCCCUGUGGUUGAGGAAGACCUGUGUCUACUACUAUGUUCUCAGAGCUGACCCCAUCCCACUUGAAGAAAGGGUAGAAGAACCCUAUGAUCCAGAGCGAUGUUUUGACUAUCCUCUGCAGCUAGAUCUUGAUUUGGACCGUGACCUAGGAGAUGAUGAGAGCUUUGACGUGGACGACUUGGAUGAUGGUCCAGUCUUCGCUAUGUGCAUGACCAGUCAGGGAGACCAGGCCACUCUGAACCAGUGGAUCUCUGGCCUCCAGCAGAACAAUCCUAUUUUAGGUGAAGUUCCCACUCUGUUCCGUCUGGAUGCUGGAACUCAGGAACUGCAAGGGGCAGCAGACACAGAACCGGGCUAUCGCCAUCAACCUCACCCAGAGGCUCAAAGGGAAGAACCGCAGCCUGCUGAAGAUCCUGAGGCUGUAGUGGAAGAGGAGUCCAGGAGAAGCCAUGGGAUGAAACAAUGAAUUCUUAAUUACAGAGCAUGAACACAAUUUUUUUCUGCUGAGAAGUUUUAGUUUCUUCUGGGCAGACUUCUUUAAAAAGUAGUCAACUUAAAAACGAAUGCAUCACAACUUGAGGAGAAAUGUGAAAAGGUCCAUAAAAUUCAGCUGUCCAGUAUGUCAUUCAGAACACAAAACUGCUUUACUCCAAAUAGAACUGCUGCUAUCACAUUUAUUUACUUAAAAAUAAAACACAACAGAGAACAGCCAGACAGUCAAAAAUUCAAAUGAAUCAACAAUAUCCUCUGCAACUCAUGGCUGCACUACAGAAUACCCUGGAUACACAAAGGCCUCCUGGUUUUAUAGCAGUAGUCUGAUUACAUGAUCAAAUCAGAAGUCUCAAAGGACCUGCUGAUCAGCAAAUAAAACAGACAUUUGUUCUCAAAUGUUGAAGAAAAA
Molecule: messenger RNA, 1928 nt
Organism: Girardinichthys multiradiatus
Lineage: Eukaryota; Metazoa; Chordata; Actinopteri; Cyprinodontiformes; Goodeidae
Gene: ecsit
Product: ECSIT signaling integrator
Exons: 8
Coding region: 147-1493 (448 amino acids)
Cellular component (GO): mitochondrion
Molecular function (GO): protein binding
Source: RefSeq, a predicted model, not a curated record